This is a messenger RNA of Pollicipes pollicipes, 1011 nucleotides long. Its product is annotated as 26S proteasome regulatory subunit 4-like. Gene Ontology annotation, molecular function: ATP binding; ATP hydrolysis activity. The record is from RefSeq and is a predicted model, not a curated record. NCBI's taxonomy places the organism in Eukaryota, Metazoa, Arthropoda, Thecostraca, Pollicipedomorpha, Pollicipedidae.
GCUGCUCGGUGCUGCUCAAUCACAAGGUGCACGCCGUGAUCGGCGUGCUCUCGGACGACACCGACCCCAUGGUGACGGUGAUGAAGCUGGACAAGGCACCUCAGGAGACGUACGCCGACAUCGGAGGCCUGGACGCACAGAUCCAGGAGAUCAAGGAGUCGGUGGAGCUGCCGCUGACGCACCCCGAGUACUACGAGGAGAUGGGCAUACGGCCGCCCAAGGGCGUCAUCUUGUACGGCGCGCCCGGCACCGGCAAGACACUGCUGGCCAAGGCCGUGGCCAACCAGACGUCGGCCACUUUCCUGCGCGUGGUCGGCUCGGAGCUCAUUCAGAAGUACCUGGGUGACGGGCCGAAGCUGGUGCGCGAGCUGUUCCGCGUGGCCGAGGAGCACGCGCCAUCGAUCGUCUUCAUCGACGAGAUCGACGCCAUCGGCACCAAGCGCUACGACUCCAACUCUGGCGGGGAGCGUGAGAUCCAGCGCACCAUGCUGGAGCUGCUCAACCAGCUGGACGGCUUCGACUCGCGCGGAGACGUGAAGGUGGUGAUGGCGACCAACCGGAUCGAGACGCUGGACCCGGCGCUGAUCCGGACCGGCCGCAUCGACCGCAAGAUCGAGUUCCCGCUGCCCGACGAGAAGACCAAGCGACGCAUCUUCCAGAUCCACACCAACCGUAUGACGCUGGCGGACGACGUCAACUUGGACGAGCUGAUCUUGGCCAAGGACGACCUCAGCGGCGCCGAUAUCAAGGCGAUCUGCACCGAGGGCGGGCUGAUGGCGCUGCGCGAGCGGCGCAUGAAAGUCACCAACGAGGACUUCAAGAAGUCCAAGGAGAGUGUGCUCUAUCGCAAGAAGGAGGGAACCCCAGAGGGUCUCUAUCUAUAGAGGUUCAAUGAGACCGGCCUGUGGUGUUCUCUGAAUGGAACGCUGUGAAAACACUUAAAUCUGAUUUGAACGCGAACUUUGUGACGAUGCCACAUGGACGUUAAAAAUAAAUGCGCCUCAAUGUGCA